Funneliformis caledonium is the source of this 309-nucleotide messenger RNA. NCBI's taxonomy places the organism in Eukaryota, Fungi, Glomeromycota, Glomeromycetes, Glomerales, Glomeraceae. The record is from the annotation of a GenBank genome assembly.
AUGCUAUCAGAAACUCUCAAACUAUGGAGGGAAGAACUUAAUGCAAAUUGUGAUACAGAAUUUUUUAAACAAUAUAAUGAAGCAGAUGACUACAAUAUUCUGCAUAAAUUAGAAGGUUUACAGGAAGCGACAAAUAACGAACAAAUAAGUCAUCCACAAGCAGUGUACACAAGCAGAAUUAUAGAAAUUUCAGAUAUAGUAUCGUCUAAAAUUGAUCAUGAUUGUAGUUAUGAUGCUGAAGAUUCAAUGAAUUUUCAAAUUGAUGAUCAUGAUAUCGAUUUUGAAGAUGAAGAUGAAGAUGGUAUUUAG